Molecule: messenger RNA, 292 nt
Organism: Acaulospora morrowiae
Lineage: Eukaryota; Fungi; Glomeromycota; Glomeromycetes; Diversisporales; Acaulosporaceae
Source: the annotation of a GenBank genome assembly
UGGGACCGGAGAGGUUGAGGAGUCAGGUGAUGAGGAUAAAAUAUGGGACGAAAUAAUCUAUAAGGAUAAGGAGAUGGACGAGAGGGAAGGAUACUACAUGGAGGGAGCAUUUAAUGAAACGAACGCCCAGGGUGAACAAGAAUUAGACCUACCGGGACCUGCAGUGUACUUAUCUCAGGUGGAGAAGUUCCUUACUAAAACUGAGGAAGAUCAAAAAGAGGAAGAGACCGUAGAAGAUAAGAUAAGAGAAAUGGAGUUUGAUAAAAAAUUAGAGGAAGAACAAAUAGAGUAG